This is a messenger RNA of Ruditapes philippinarum (Manila clam), 2816 nucleotides long. RefSeq names its product spectrin beta chain-like. Gene Ontology annotation, molecular function: actin filament binding. The record is from RefSeq and is a predicted model, not a curated record. The transcript is spliced from 20 exons. Bases 204 to 2816 code for a protein of 870 amino acids. Gene Ontology annotation, cellular component: cortical actin cytoskeleton; plasma membrane; cell projection. NCBI's taxonomy places the organism in Eukaryota, Metazoa, Mollusca, Bivalvia, Venerida, Veneridae. Gene Ontology annotation, biological process: actin cytoskeleton organization.
UCGAGUGACGACACACCUUGACAGGUAUCGGCCGUCGGCCAUUUUACAAAUUAGUAAAGUUUUGUCACCUAAUUUAUUACGGAGUAAAAUUGCCUUUAUAUGGAAUUAUAAGCGUAUAAGGAUAUUUUAUUAAUUAACACUCUACGAGUGGACUGCUUCUUCAAGUGUCUUUGCUUUAAGCACUGAUGAAGAGUUAAUGCAGUAUGUCAUCAAGGGACAUACAGAAUUUCGAGACAGGGAGAAUAGGUGCUCUGCGAGAUGAAAGAGUUUAUAUACAGAAAAAGACAUUUACCAAAUGGGCUAAUGCCUUCUUGGAAAAGGCCCGACUGGAGAUUCAUGACCUGUUUAAGGACCUCGCUGAUGGAAAGAUUCUCAUGAAGUUGUUGGAGAUUAUAUCCGGAGAGAACCUCGGCAAACCAAAUAAAGGCAUAUUAAGAGUACAGAAAGCUGAAAACAUUAACAGAUGUCUAACUUUUCUCAGAACAAAGGUUUACUUCGAGAAUAUCGGAGCAGAAGAUAUUAUGGAUGGCAACCCACGGCUGAUUCUCGGACUUAUAUGGACAAUUAUUCUUCGCUUUCAGAUUCAGGAGAUUGAAAUUGAAGUGGAUGAAGAUGAUGAGAGUAGUGAAAAGAGGUCAGCAAAGGAUGCACUGUUGCUAUGGUGUCAGAGAAAAACAGCAGGGUAUCCAGGGGUAGACAUUAAAAACUUCACAAGUAGUUGGAGAAAUGGACUUGGAUUCAAUGCUCUUAUACACGCACAUAGACCAGACCUGAUAGCAUAUGAACACCUAGACCCAGCAGAUCACAUUGGCAAUUUGAACAAUGCCUUUAAUGUAGCUGAUGAUAAACUUGGAAUCCACAAGAUUCUUGAUGCUGAAGAUGUUGAUGUACCAAAGCCGGAUGAGAAGAUUAUUGUAACCUAUGUGGCUUCCUACUAUCAUUAUUUUGCCAAGAUGAAGAGUGAGAUGACUGGAGGAAAAAGAAUUGCCAAGAUUGUUGGUUCAAUGUUAGAGCUAGAGAAGAUGGUAGAUGACUAUGAGAGCCUUACAACUGUUCUACUGGAGUGGAUCAAAGCUAAAAUAGUAACUCUUAAUGACAGAAACUUUCCAAACUCACUAGAGGGUAUACAGAAGGAACUAAUCUCUUUCAAAGAGUACAGAACUGUAGAAAAACCACCAAAGUUACGAGAGAAAGGCAACAUAGAAGCAACAUUUUUCAACAUACAGGCCAGAUUAAAAGCCAAUGGACAGAAAUUAUACAAUCCCCCUGAAGGCUUCCUUAUUCAUGACAUAGAAAGUGCCUGGAUGAGGCUAGAGAAAUCAGAACACAUCCGAGAAACUUCACUCCGAGAUGAAUUAAUCAGACAAGAAAGAUUAGAACAGCUAGCACAGAGAUUUAGAAGAAAGGCUGAAAUCCGAGAGUCAUGGUUGAUGGACAUGAUGCAAAUAUUGGAUGAAAAAAUGGUUUGUAACAAUGCAGCACAAGCUGAGGCAGCCAUUAAAAAACAUGAAGCAAUUAGCGCUGAAAUUCUUGCCAGAAAAGACAGAUACAAGGCAUUAAAUACAUUAGCUGUAGAACUGGUUCAAGGAAAUUAUCAUCAGAAGGCAGCAGUACAGAAAAAAGAUGACUAUAUUAGACUGAAAUGGCAGGAGCUGUUGGACAAAUUAGAACAGAGGAAACUUACACUAGCAGGAUUUAAUAAUUUAAUGGCAAUGUUCAGAGAAAUUGAAACUAUACAAGAAGAGUUGAAAGAAGUGGAGAAUAAGGUGAAGUUAGAGGAUUGUGGGAAGCACCUGCUGGCGGUGGAGGAGUACCUACAGCAACAUAGUCUACAGGAAUCACAACUCCAUUCUCUUGCCAAACGAGUUCGGAAUCUCAACAGACGGUCAAAAUCAUACGCAGAUCCAAACCAUCCAGAGAUGAAAGUCCUUGAUCAAAGAUUAGAUACUCUCAAUUCAGAAUUAGAAAAGGUGAACAAUUUAAGCACAAAGCGUAAGAAGAACCUUGAAGUAGCGAAGGCAUAUUUUCAGUUUUUACAAGACUCAGAGGAAGAGGAAAGAUGGGUGCUAGAAAAGAUAGGGAUUGUAAAACAGACAGAUAUUGGCAAAGAUCUCAAUGCCGCAUGUGUUCUUCUUAAACGGCAUGAGCAAGUUGAAGCUGAAAUGGCAGGCCGGUUCCCAGUAUGUGAACAGGUGUGUGGUAAAGGCCAGGACUUGGUGAACACGGGACACAGUGCUCGAUCAGAGAUUGGCUCCCGUAUCAAAUCCUUGAUGGAUAAAUGGAAACAGCUUCAAGAACUGGCAGCUACAAGGAGAACUAAACUAGAGGAUGGCAUUGAAGCUCACCAGUAUUAUGCUGAUGCUAAUGAAGCAGAAUCUUGGAUGAAGGAGAAGAUGCCACUGGUAACAAGUGAUGAUUAUGGUAAGGACGAGGGCAGUGCUCAGACUUUACUGUCCCGACACAACAGACUGGAGGGUGAGAUCAAAACAUUUGGUAGUGAGAUUAAGAGACUCGAUGAACUUGCUCAACUAAUGACAAAGGCUGCCAGUGAACAUAAUAUAAGUCUCGAAAAGUUUAAACCAGCUGAGAAUGGACAGAAGUCAGAUGAUGAAAUGUAUGAAGAUGAAGUUGUUGAAAGACCUCAUGAGAUUGAUGUUGAAGAGAUACAUGAGAAGGAAGUGUUACAAGAUUAUGUAGAAACUCGUAAAAUACCGCAAGUGAAAGCUGCUUACACUUACAGAGGACAGGGGAUGACGAUAGAAAAAGGGGAGGUAAUCAUAGAAUUGUUUUCUCUGGCAUUGUUUGCAUUACUAUAA